AUGUAUAGCGGUUACUGGGCGAACCUCCCUGCGGCUAACACGCCUGUUGAUCCGCUCCACGUUGACCCCGACUUCCACGAAAACCUUUGCUACCGCCUCCGCCAGCUCCGCGAGCAGAACCUCACACGCCGCGAGCUUUUCGGCGAAGAGGCGCUCGAGUAUCGCACCGGACAUACGCCGCAAACCAUUCGUGAACAGGAACAGGUGCACACCGAGAAGAUGGAGUACAUAAAAUGGCUGGAACCUGAGACGCACCCAACACCUUUGACGCCCGUAAGCUUCGUUGACAGCAAAGACUACGGCUCUCCAGUUUGGAUACGAAACCUUGGAUCAUCACCUAAUAGUACGCAAUCGACUGUUUCCCCGUCUACUGCGCCGUUGAAACUGUCACCAGCACUUUCUGGCAAGUACAGGAUUGAGCCGCCUCCAAGCACGGACUCGAAGAAGCGCAAGCGCAUUAGCAAAGAGGAUGACGGACCAUACAAUGAAGCUGGGAGACAGCAUGCAUUUUGCACCGCGUCUCCUCAUCGCCAAUCGAAAGGCCUACGUAGCCGCGCAAGCGCUUGUCACACAUCUGGGCAUCAAUGA
Macroventuria anomochaeta is the source of this 588-nucleotide messenger RNA. RefSeq lists its product as uncharacterized. The transcript has a single exon. The record is from RefSeq and is a predicted model, not a curated record. Lineage: Eukaryota; Fungi; Ascomycota; Dothideomycetes; Pleosporales; Didymellaceae. Bases 1 to 588 code for a protein of 195 amino acids.